Malania oleifera is the source of this 1728-nucleotide messenger RNA. RefSeq names its product probable hexosyltransferase MUCI70. The record is from RefSeq and is a predicted model, not a curated record. The transcript is spliced from 6 exons. Lineage: Eukaryota; Viridiplantae; Streptophyta; Magnoliopsida; Santalales; Ximeniaceae. Bases 7 to 1497 code for a protein of 496 amino acids.
CAGCACAUGACCGACGCCUCGCGAAACUAUAGUUCUCGCUGCAACUCCGCAAACCCGCCAUUCUCCCCCACGUCCACUGCUGCCACAAUGUUAAGCGGCGGCCUAUCGAUCCCCGUCUACGACGACGGCCCGGACGGAAAUAUCGCCGCACCUGCAAAGUCGAGACUCGUCCAACCACGAAGAAAGCGCAAGAAACUUGUGGGGUUUCCCGGGAAACAUGAAUUCCUCAGACGGCGGAUGCUGGGGAAACUCUUCAAAUGGUGGCCGCUGCUGCUGUUUCUUCCCGCCAUUGGACUGCUUGUGCUCGAGUGGUCGAGAAUUCUUGGAGUUUCUCGCCAAAUGGGGCGGCCGAAACACGAUUUCUCGGAAAAGGAAGUCCAGGGCAAUUUGAAUCGGCUCGAUCCCACCACGCGUAUGGUGAAUGGCACCAGACAACGGUGCUUGAAGCUUUUGCCUCCUGAAGAACUUCAAUAUUUGGAUCUUCCUCUGCCUGGACAUUCCAGCUUUCCUGUUAAAAGAGUUGCAUACAGAUCAGAGACUGAUAGACUUUCCAUUAUUGGUAACACCACUGUGUUACAACCUCAUUCAGGAACUACAAAAUUUAAUCUGUUCACUGGAUAUCAAACGCUUGAAGAGAGAGAGCAGAGUUAUAAGGUGAAUGAAACUGCUGUGGUUCAUUGUGGUUUCUACAGUGAAAAUGGAGGGUUUAAGGUUUCUGAUGAGGAUGAGAAUUUCAUGCGAAGCUGUGAAGUUGUGGUGUCUACCUGUGCAUUUGGUGGUGGGGAUGAUCUGUAUCAACCUAUAGGAAUGUCAGAAGCAUCACCCAAAAAGGUUUGCUUUGUGGCAUUUUGGGAUGAAAUCACUCUUGCUGCUCAGCAGUUGGAGGGGCACCCAAUUGAUGAGGACCAUAUGAUUGGUAAAUGGCGAAUUGUGGUUGUCAGGGAGCUUCCGUUUCUGGACCAACGGUUGAAUGGUAAAAUCCCAAAGAUGUUAGGACAUCGAUUGUUUCCUCGAGCAAGGUAUUCAAUUUGGGUGGACUCAAAAUCUCAGUUUCGAAGGGAUCCCUUGGGUGUUUUAGAAGCACUUCUUUGGCGUACAAACUCGGAGCUAGCAAUUUCAGAACAUGGAGCUCGAAGCAGCGUAUAUGAUGAGGGAAAGGCUGUUGUCAAGAAAAACAAGGCCACACCAGAAGAAGUUGAGGUGCAGUUGUCUCAGUACCGUCAGGAUGGUUUCCCUGAUGAAAAGAGGUUCAACGGAAAGAAAGCUUUAUCUGAAGCUUCAGUCAUUGUGAGGGAGCAUACGCCAAUGACGAAUCUGUUCAUGUGCCUCUGGUUCAACGAGGUGGUUCGUUUUACAUCACGUGAUCAACUCAGCUUCCCGUAUGUGCUCAGGCAACUUGCGGUGCUCAAGAAUAUAAACAUGUUCCCUGUCUGUACUCGUAAGGAUCUUGUCAAUAGUAUGGGCCACAGACGCAAGGUUAAACCUCUGAAGAGUUGAUAGUUGAUCAUAGGGUUUUUGAUAGUAUGAGAAUUUGGCCUAUAAUGACUUAAUAUCUUCUUGCAAUGUUAGAGCUCAUUUGCUUUUGUAUGCUCUCUAAUCCAUUCUUUGAUCAAUUUGUUGAUAAUUUCAUUAUUAAGGAUAUAUGAUUGUAACAUCAACCAUCUUAAUUGCUUAUUUAUAUUUUUAUCGUUUUAGCUUGAUGCUUCUGCAAAUAAUAACUCUGUUUUU